This is a messenger RNA of Parathielavia appendiculata, 5165 nucleotides long. Its product is annotated as glycosyltransferase family 24 protein. NCBI's taxonomy places the organism in Eukaryota, Fungi, Ascomycota, Sordariomycetes, Sordariales, Chaetomiaceae. Gene Ontology annotation, cellular component: endoplasmic reticulum. Gene Ontology annotation, molecular function: UDP-glucose:glycoprotein glucosyltransferase activity. The record is from RefSeq and is a predicted model, not a curated record. The transcript has 2 exons. Bases 423 to 4922 code for a protein of 1499 amino acids.
GAGCUCUCCUGGACGCUGCCAUUGGUCCAUGAGCCUUUACCUGCGGUGUGUCCAUACUGUCAGGUAUCCGACUCCAGGAGCUUGACCGCGAGGAAAGCUCGACUUACUGUGUACACAGACGCCCCGCAAACACUGACAUACAGUCCUUACCUUGACAAUGGGAAGAAGAUAACAUUUUGAAACAUUGAGGGCAUCAUUUGCCGGUUUCUUUGACCUUUGGACCUUGCAUUCCUGUCGUUUUGGGAUAGCGCUGCAUCACUGGAUGUCUGUCUCGGUACACUGAAAGCCAACGUGGCAUGAACUCGCAGCGCAUGUGUGGAUAUUUUUGGAAAACGAUCCUCGACGGACACUCGACUCCGACCUGAGGAUAUUAGAUAUACACAACAUUGUUGAUAGCGCCGUGGCAGCGGUGGGUGCGCGCCAUGAUCCGACUCUCCCAGCUGCCAUGGGGCAUCACGGCUCUGCUUGCUGCGACAUGGUCGCCUUCGACCCAAGUCGCCGCCUCCCCCUCAGUCAAUGUUGCCCUGAAGGCAGCGUUUCCGUCUCCUCCAUAUCUGAUUGAGUUGCUGGAAACAGCAGCCUCGGACAAUGCGACAAUCUACUUCGCCCUCCUCGACCGGAUUGCAAACGGCCACUUUCUCGAAGCGAGGACAGAUCAGGCCCUGUAUGGGAGGUUCCUCGAGGUGCUGCGGGAUGAUGGGCACAUGGACGGCGAAGCACUGUCGACCUUCAAGCUGGGGCUAUCGAUGCGCACGGCAGCACCCCGGGUUGAAGCUCACUACCAAUACUAUUCGACGGCGGUGGAACCAUCACUAUCUGGAGACCAGGACGGCUGCGGGCAUUGGUUUCUUGUGGGGGGAACGCAAUACUGCACAGCCACGCUUGAUGCUGCGCGUGGAGAAGUGCAAAAGAACUCGCAGGAACGGAAUCUGCCAUUCGACCGCAAGUUUGGCACCGGCCCUCAGGAUGUGAUUCUCUAUGCUGAUAUUACGUCGCCGACCUUCGGCACCUACCACAAGACGGCCAUGAAAAUGGCACGGGAUGGAGAGGGCUCAUACCGCGUCAGAUACAGGAGAAGCCCUGCCCACCCGAAUGAAACCCUCUCGGUGAACGGAUACGGAGUGGAACUUACACUCAAACGGACCGAUUACAUCGUCAUUGACGACCGGGACAUUGGUGCCGCCAAGGGUCCUGGAGGCGAUGCCCAAGAGCCCCUCGGAUCUUCCGAGACAGUUCUGAAUUACGAGGAGGAGAUUACCGAUAUCAAGCCGCUGGAGAAGUCCGAGCUCGCGUCCUUGGGCAUGAAGGCCGCGUCGUUCAUUAUGCAGAGCGUGUCGCCGUUUGACACCUUACUCAAGCUCACCCAGGACUUCCCCAAGUACUCGACCUCUCUUGGAGCGCACAACGUCUCGGCCGACUUUAGGGCCGAGCACGAUGGCAACCGCAAGGUGUUGGUCCCCGAGGGCAUGAACGUCAUGUGGAUGAACGGCGUGCAGUUGGUCGAUCGCCAGAUCCAACCAUUCGGACUGGUAGAUCUGCUCAAACGCGAGCGCAAGCUCAUGAACGGUGUUCUUGACCUUGGCCUCACCGGGCAGCAGGCCAUUUCUCUGUUGGGUCAUGCAGAAGUGGCCCAGGCGAAAUCAGGUGAUGACGACGCUCGCCGUUUCGACUGGCGUGACCAAAUCGAGGAUGGCCGGGUCAUCAUCUGGCUCAACAACAUCGAGAAGGACAAGCGAUACAAGGAUUUUUCACCGAGCAUCUGGGCCUUGAUUCAGCACUUUGGGCACGGACUGCCCCAGGUGCGGAAGGACAUUUUUAAUCUGGUCGUCCCCGUGGACUUCACCAACCCCGAGGACAUCAAGUUGAUCACCAACCAGCUCCUUGUCUUCAUGAAGCGUUUGGUUCCGAUCCGGUUUGGUUUGGUCCCGCUUACCCCAACAGGAGAAGCCAUCGAGCAGGCCAAGGUCGUCUACUACCUUCUCGAAAACCAUGGUCUGACAGCCGCAGCCUCCUAUUUCGAGAAACUGCUUGAGUACAAGAAGACUUCUAAGCCGGACGAAGGUAUCUUCAACGAAGCUAUCAAGGACCGGCCACUACGGCCUGAAGCCACUCCGCUGGCGUUCAAGGACAUUUUCAGUUCUGAAAAUCACGAGAAGCAGAUCCAUUUGGCCAAGCAUUGGGUGGAGCGCCUGCGGGCAGAUGGCGAUGUUCCUUCCGUGUUUUUCGACGGCUUUGCAAUUCCCCGCGACGAGAAAUGGCUUCAUGCUAUGAACCAAAGGCUCAUGGUUGACCUACAGACCAUUCAACAAGCGGCCUACUUCGGGCAGGUGAACGAGGACGCUUGGAUCCCGGGGUAUUUCCUCGAGGGCGCCGUCACAAGGCGCAACACUCUGAUCUUUCCCGAGGAUCCGAAGGAUCUGGCCAUACUCAAUGUGAACAAGUUGUACACGGAGCAUCAUGAUGUCCUCAACAAGGUGCCCGUUAUUGAGGCCAUUAAGCAGUCGGCCAAGGAUGACUGGGCCGCCAUGACGGUCAUCGCGGACUUGGAUAGUCUUGAAGGUCAGAAACUUCUCUUCUAUGCCCUUCAGUUUCGUAAAGAGAAUGUUGGCAUCCGCAUGGACAUCGUGCACAACCCCAUGGAUGCCACUCAGUCUCCCUCGCUGCUCAAUCAGCGCCUCAAGGCGCGGGAGGGUGACCUUCUCGAGGCCCGGCAACUCCUUGACUUAGAGACGAUUUUGGAAAGCGGCAAGGCGGAAGUGGAUUCUACUUACGACGCUGCUUUGGACAACUUUCUCGCCGAAGUAAGCGUCAAGGCGGGAGACAAUGCGCUGAUACUCAACGGCCGUCGCGUUGGUCCCAUCCUCUCCGCCGAGCGGUUCAAGAAGGAGGACUUUGGGGAGUUUCUCAAAUCUGAACGUGCCGCUCGGAUCCUCCCCGUCUACAAGGCCAUCGAGGAUCUCGGUUUGGGUGACAAGGUGUCUGGCCCGUUGGAUGCCGCAAGGCUGACCGCCGUCACUGCCUUAUCUGGCAUUUCGGAUCUCCCGCAGGGCAUCUUUGACUCGGCGCCCUCAGUCAGGACGACGGCCUUCCAAGAAUGGAACUCGACGUACACAUCAUUCCAAGUCGGAGACGCAUCAAAGGCAACCAUCUCGUUUGUUGCUGUCAUUAACCCCGCCAGCGAGGUUGGCCAGAGGUGGGCUGCCGUGCUCAAGGUCCUUUCAGAACUCGAAGGCGUGCAUCUCCAGAUUUUCCUCAACCCUGCCAAUGAGCUCAGCGAACUUCCUGUCAAGAGGUUCUACCGUUAUGUCCUCGAGUCUUCACCUAGCUUUGACGAGAACGGAAAGGUCAAGGCUCUCUCAGCCAGCUUUGCGGGCGUGCCGCAGGACACCCUGCUUGUGGCAGGAAUGGACGUGCCGCCCGCUUGGCUUGUGACUUCCAAGGUCUCGGUCGACGACCUGGAUAACCUGCGGAUCAAGGAUAUCAAAGCCAAGAGAGGCACCGAGCACAUCGAGGCUGUCUAUGAGCUCGAAAACAUCCUGAUUGAGGGCCAUUCGCGCGAGAUGCCCACGGGACAGCCUCCACGGGGCGUGCAGCUCGUUCUUGCAACCGAAAAAGACUCGCACUUUGCCGACACCAUCGUCAUGGCCAACCUUGGAUUCUUCCAAUUCAAAGCCAAUCCUGGUAUCUACAGCAUCCGGCUCAAGGAAGGCCGGAGCUCGGAUAUCUUCACCAUGGAGAGCGUCGGCGCCCAGGGAUGGUCCCCGGUCCCCGGCGACGAGACCGCCGAGAUUGCGCUUAUGGACUUCCAGGGAACCACCCUCUACCCCCGCCUACGACGCAAGCCCGGCAUGGAAAAGGAAGACGUACUUGAAGAAAGCCAAGUUGACACCAAACCCGGUGGCGGCGCGAUGGACUUUAUCUCCAAAGGUCUAAAGUUCGCUGAAGGCAUCCUCGGGCGCAAACCCCCCACAAAGUCCCUCUCUGACACGGAACACGCCGAAAUCAACAUCUUCUCUGUCGCCAGCGGCCACCUUUACGAGCGCAUGCUCAACAUUAUGAUGGUGUCGGUCAUGCGUCACACUAACCACACCGUCAAGUUUUGGUUCAUCGAGCAAUUCCUCUCCCCAUCCUUCAAAGACUUCAUCCCGCACCUCGCGGCCGAGUACAACUUCAAGUACGAAAUGGUCACCUACAAAUGGCCGCACUGGCUGCGCCAGCAGAAAGAAAAACAGCGCGAGAUCUGGGGCUACAAGAUCCUCUUUCUCGACGUGCUCUUCCCCUUGUCCCUCGACAAAGUUAUCUUCGUCGACGCCGACCAGAUCGUGCGCACCGACCUGCACGAUCUCGUGACCCUCGACCUGCAGGGCGCCCCCUACGGCUUCGCGCCCAUGUGCGAUUCGCGCACCGAGAUGGAAGGGUUCCGCUUCUGGAAGACGGGCUACUGGGCCAACUACCUCCGGGGCAAGCCAUACCACAUCAGCGCGCUGUACGUGGUUGACCUGCGGCGCUUCCGCGAGCUGGCCGCGGGCGACCGGCUCCGGCAGCAGUACCACACGCUCUCGGCCGACCCCAACUCGCUCGCCAACCUCGACCAGGACCUGCCCAACCACAUGCAGUUCCAGAUCCCCAUCCACAGCCUGCCGCAGGAGUGGCUGUGGUGCGAGACGUGGUGCAGCGAUGAGACCCUCAAGGAGGCCCGGACGAUUGACCUGUGCAAUAACCCCCAGACCAAGGAGCCCAAGUUGGACCGGGCCCGGCGGCAAGUCCCCGAGUGGACUGAGUAUGACGAGGAGAUCGCCGCGUUGGCGAGGAGGGUUAGGCAGGAGCAGGCUGAGAGGAAGGUGGAGGAGACGAAUUCGAAGAGUACAAGGUUGGAUGAGGAGGUGGCUGCUGAAACCGCGAGGGUGAGGGAUGAGCUGUAGACGUUACUGACCUUGUAAGAAGGCUUUUUUCUCGUGUUAAUGCUAGAGCUGGAGAGAGAGAUGUGCAACAUAUCAUUUCCUCUUUGCAAAUAGUUUCCCAAAGUCAAUGCGAUGUAUCACUCCAUUCUUGCAUCUAUCACUCAGGAGCAACUCCGACCGCCCUCACCAGGCUUCAAAGCAAACAAAAAAGCAAAGCAUUCCCCAACGCCCGGCCAAGAGCAAACCACGCAAGCAACACCACUC